Molecule: messenger RNA, 1060 nt
Organism: Drosophila ficusphila
Lineage: Eukaryota; Metazoa; Arthropoda; Insecta; Diptera; Drosophilidae
Exons: 3
Coding region: 73-906 (277 amino acids)
Source: RefSeq, a predicted model, not a curated record
UAAGAAGCGGCAAUUUCUGCAUCAAAACAAACAAACAAAUAGUAAAAACCCAAUAGAAAGUAAAUAAACGAGAUGGAAUCCAUCAACUUCAACGAUUUUACGCCAAAGGAGCGUUACGAAAUCAUUAAAGAAUUUCUGGUGAAAAUGCGAAAAGCUGAUUCCAUGCCAAGCAAAGAUUUACAUGUCCAAAAAUUCUUUGAGCAUUAUUUGCGAAAAUUCUACAAGUUGCCGAGAAAAUUGGUAAAUGAUAUUGCCUACUGCCAACGGGCUAUGAAAACACAUCUGGCCAUACAUCAAACAAUUGUUGGUGUUUUUGAACAACAGGCGGAUGCAGAUCCCGUGAUGAAAAACAACUUUAUUAACGAACUGGAGGAUAUAUUGUACGAAUUAAAUGCAGAAUGCCAUUACUUGGUUCUUCGUCUCCAGGACGACAUAGAUCGUUUCUGCUUGGCUUUCACGGAACAGAAUUUGAAACCGAACGAAUUGGUGAUUAAGGACAUUGUCAGUGAAGCCAUUGUUCCCCUCAUUGUUGCCCCGGAAGUUAACAUCAAGCCGUGUUUUGUAUUGGAGCGACCCACCGAGACUGAACUGCUCAAAAAGUAUUUCAUAAUAGAGGGUGCAGAACACCUCGUCGAAUCCAAGCCUAUGGAACCCCCGAAAUCUCUGCCAUCCACAAAAACUGAUCUGGAGAUUAAGAAAAGCCGCAUUCAUUUACAGGAAGCUCUCAAACGCGCUCGGUCUAAUUGCAAGCCAGCGAAAAAGAUCCAGGAAGAUGUCGAGCCGGAGCAAAAGAAUUUAUUUAUGCAGUCCGUGGGUCUCUGCUCCCAUGAGGAGCACAAACGCCUGAAGAUGUCGAUGGUUUUGGUGCCGAAACGUAGGCCAAAGCCAACUGAAAAAACAAAAUAACUCAAGAUGGAAACAAUUGUUAAAGUUUUGUCAUUUAUAAGUUAUUUUAAGUACGCUUACAAUUAUAUAGGCUUAAGAGACGUAAGCGCAAGAAAAUGUGAAUAAAUUUGUCAAAUAAUUUUGGUAAACAAGCCCAAAUAAUUGAAAACCUAAA